Scylla paramamosain (green mud crab) is the source of this 2127-nucleotide messenger RNA. RefSeq names its product NADH-cytochrome b5 reductase-like. The transcript has 3 exons. The coding region runs from base 536 to 1630 and encodes 364 amino acids. Lineage: Eukaryota; Metazoa; Arthropoda; Malacostraca; Decapoda; Portunidae. Gene Ontology annotation, molecular function: cytochrome-b5 reductase activity, acting on NAD(P)H. The record is from RefSeq and is a predicted model, not a curated record.
AAAUAGGGGGUAUGAGAGCAAAGAGCUUAUUUUCUGUGGUGUCUUGGUUAGGUUAGGUGGUAGAUAUCGGGGCAAAUUCACAUAAUUCCAUCUGCAUCUCUCUGGUAAACUAGAUUCAUGUUUUCUGGUAAGUAACAUAAUGUAUUUUGUUGUUACACAUGGCAUUACUGUUGCUGUAUAUAUAUCUUUUACCUAACUUAACCUAACCAAACUGUCUUGUACAGUCCAACUCAUUCUCUAACAGGUAAUAAUUGUGAUGGCAUGGCAUAGGUACAUGACAAUGAUUACUGAAAUGUCACUUACCAAAAAAUACAUAUCAGAAUGUGCAUAUCAUAGAAAAUGGCAGUAAAAAUAAGAACAUAGGAAAAUAAGGAAAGCUGCAAGAAGCCAUCAGGCCUCCAGGUGGCAGUACAUGUAUGAAGCACACAUACCUAAAGUACAAUCUGCCACUGCAACAGUCAGAGGAGUGUGGCCGAGUGUGCUCACUAUGUCUUGAAAUGUGGUAGGGAGAUGCAGACUUCCUCAGAAGAAUGACAUGUUGACACACUUUCUAAAUUGCAAAUAUAGAGAACUGCUUGAGCAAACAAAUACACUUCUUUCCAGUUAUGUGGGUAUCUUAGUCAUAAGAGUAAUCAAGUUUGAAAGUGCCAUACACACAAGACUGACCACCAGACUUGUAUGCAACCACUGCAGCUCACUGAGGAUGAGCAGGCCAGCUACAGACAUAGAGGACAUCUUGCCCCCCAAGCCCCAGGCACCACACCCUAGUGACUGCUGUGGCACUGGCUGCUGCCCCUGCGUGCACGACAUCUACGAGCAGGACCUGAAGGCCUGGCGCCAGCAGUGUGACCUUAUAAGGGGCGGCACACAGGAGGAGCACCAGACCGGCGCUGCCAUAGAGCCACACAAGUGGACUGAAUUUGAAAUCAUUAAAAUUGAUCAAGUAAACAAGGAUACUAUUUUGUACAGUUUCAAAAUACCAGAUAACAAGAGUUUGGGAAUCAAAGUUGGGCAGCAUGUAAUAGUGAAGCAAACAAAAAAUGGAAGGCUGUGCACCCGUCAGUACACUCCCAUCACAGACAUAGAUAAACAGGGCAUCUUUGAGGUGCUCAUUAAGAUUUAUCCAAAUGGAAAAGUCACACAAGUCAUCAAGAACUGGAAGGUUGGAGAUUUCAUCCCUUGGCGAGGACCCUUUGGUGAUUUCCUAUACACACCAAACACCUACAAGUGUAUAUUGAUGUUGGCAGCUGGCACAGGCAUUGCUCCAAUGUACCAGAUUGUUAAGAGCAUCAUGCAAAAUGAAGAUGAUGAGACAGCUGUUAAGCUCUGUUAUGCCUCAAAAACCUUCUCAGAUGUCUUGCUUCGCAGUGAGCUGGCAGAGUUUUGUCAAUACUGGAAUUUCACCAUGUGUUACUACCUCAGUGAGGAGAAGGAUGUAAGGGGCAACAAGAGAUACAGGGAGGAGGCAGAGGCCAGGAGGCUGAGUAAGGCAGAGGUGCAGCAGGAGCUCGAGAGAGGCCCACUGCACUCCACUCUUGUACUUGUGUGUGGAACCAAGUCCUUCGAAAAAGAUAUGGUUAACAGUGCCAAAAAUGUAAAUGUUCCUGAUGAAAAUAUUUAUAAAUUCUAAUAAUAUACCUUGAAACCCAAAAGCUUAUGCAUUAUAUGGUUUUAAGGGAUAUUGAUAUAUUUUACAUACAACUUAGAUGUAUAUUUAUGCUCAAUAUAUUUUACACAACCCCCUAAGGUAGAGGGACACAGUCAGGUAGGAAGAAUACUGCCACAAUAUUCCUUGCGAGUCAUAAUACAGACACAGUGAAGGGCCUGGAGGUCCCUCCUCUGUAAUCUUACUGCUGAGACAACGCAUGGUGUCAUGUCUUGGCUAUGCCCACCUUAUAGGAGAUGGCAGCAUGAUAUACAGAUGUACAUAGAUGCAUAUUCUUUACCUAUACCUCAUAAAUGUGAUAUCUACAGGAUGUGUUUAUGCAGCACUCAAGUUGGUGUGGGAGACUCAGCAGCCAGUGUGUGGCUAAGCCUCUCCCUAACAGAUGAGUGAACAUGUCUCAGUGGCCAAAAUGAUUAAGAAAGUGACAUUUGUGUGAAAUAUAAAUAAACUUAUUUAGAAAA